CAACGUGUAUCUGAACCAGGAAGUACUUUCGUAUGCUGCAGCUAACGACCAGUUCACGGAUCGCACAGGGGAGUCAAAGUGUGUGACAGCAAAGUUGGUACGAGUCCGCCUGGCGUUUGUGCGUUUGUCAAACACAUGCCACGUAACGUCGUGGUUAACCGGCAGCUGUGUCGCUGAGAGGAGACCGAAGCAGCGGACGAGCCACAAACCGUUUCAGCGAUGUUCAGGUGGUGCAGGGCUGUUCCAAAAGUUUCCCUUUCUGUUCCUCAAAGGUGUAAUGGUCUACUUUGGAUCACUGUCCGGCUGUAGGAGACAGCACGAAUGUGUGCCGUGAACAUGACUUUCUUACCACUGUCUGAUAGGCCAUGAUAGGCAUGUCGAGUUAUGCAGGGGUUAUGGAAAGUCUAAUGAAUUCUGCUGAAGAGCAGCAGCCCUCCUCUCCCCUGGCCAACUCGCGGUCCAACAAACAGGAAUCAAGCGAGAGUCAAAAGCCAAAUGGUGUCUGCGGAUUUGUUUUAGUGCAUGCAGGAGCCGGAUACCAUUCGGAAUCCAAGGCCAAGGAGUACAAGCAUGUGUGCAAAAGAGCCUGCCAGCGAGUAUGUUCACUUUACGGAUGUUACCUACAGACAAACAAUGCUGUGGACCAGCUCAAAGCUGGGGCCCUUGCAGUGGAAGCAGUGGCUGCAGCGCUGGUUGAACUUGAGGAUUCUCCUUUUACAAACGCAGGCAUGGGCUCCAACCUUAAUUUGUCAGGGGAAAUCGAAUGUGAUGCAAGUAUCAUGGAUGGGAAGUCACUGCAUUAUGGAGCUGUAGGCGCUAUUCGUGGUAUUAAGAACCCAGUCUUAGUUGCAAACCGUCUACUGAGUGAAGCACAGAAAGGGAAACUAUCAGCUGGCAGAAUACCACCCUGCUUUUUAGUUGGGCGAGGAGCACAUGAUUGGGCUGUGAGUCAUGGAAUACCACCAUGCCCCUCAGAGAAAAUGGCCACCAAGUUCAGUUUAUCUGCGUACAAGAGGAACAAGCGAAAGAUGGAGCUUGCAGAGAAAAUGGACUCAGGACAUAAUCAGACAAAGAAAAGGCGACAAUCAAGUGAAAAUGAAAAUGGUUCUGGGUGUCUCGACACAGUGGGAGCCGUCGUGGUUGACCUGGAAGGAAAUGUAGCUGCAGCCGUGUCCAGUGGAGGCCUGGCCAUGAAACACGCCGGAAGGGUUGGCCAGGCUGCUCAUUAUGGAUGUGGCUGCUGGGCUGAAAAUGCCCGUAAUAUGAACCCUUACUCCACAGCAGUGAGUACCUCAGGUUGCGGAGAGCAUCUGAUUCGCACCAUGCUGGCGCGGGAAUGCUCUGCUGCCGUGCAGUCUGAAGAUGCCCACCAAGCACUGCUGGAGGCUAUGCAAAACAAGUUCAUCAGCUCCCCCUUUCUGGCCAGUGAAGACCGUGUUUUGGGUGGAGUUAUUGUCUUGCGGUGCUGCAGAUGUGUGGAAAAUCAGCCAUCUCAAAAUAUUCAGGGUAUACUGGUGGAGUUCCUAUGGAGUCACACCACUGAGAGCAUGUGUGUUGGCUACAUGUCUGCCCAAGAUAGCAAAGCAAAGACACACAUAUCCAGAUUGCCACCUGGGACUGUUCCUGGACAAUCUUUGGCCAUCGAGGGAGGUGUUUGUCGACUGAUGAGCGUUGUGGAGUGAGCCACAUUUGCCCUCCUUCUGGGCUUUUUCAGCAAUACUCCAAUACAUAUCCUCACACGCACACACACCCUCACCUACCCACCACUUUUUUGAGGCUAGAAAUAAUGAGUUGUUUCAACUAGAGCAUGACCAAUACUGGAUUUUUGAAGCCGAUACAUAUUUGUCAGGAGUAAAGAUUUCCGAUAUCAACAUAUCAGCCGAUAUUUGUAUCUUGUGUGGGUUGUAAUUGGUUAUUGGUCAAUUUUUAGUGUAUAAGACUUUAUUCUGUGUUUUAUUGUUUCUAUUCACCUGCCCAGAGACUAUAAAUGCUAUACUCUUUCCAGCAAGGAGCACAAGCUCCUUCUAAACCGUAUAUAUACAAACAGUGAUCACACUAUUUCAAAAUUUCCCCAAGCAUCUUUUUAUUGUGUUAACUUGCCGCGUAUCGGACAACAUUAACCGUAAUUUCCCAGUUUGGGAUCAAUAAAGUUCAUCUAUCUAUCUAUAUCUGUGAUAGACCAAUAUUGGGCCAUAAAAACAGUUAACCAAUGUAUCAGUUGGGCUCUAGUUUUAACAGGUGUCCAGAAAUGAGGGAGGAGGGUCUGCUUCUACUUAGUGCACUUACGAGAUUCCCGUUUGCCACUGUCUGCCUCCAGCAUGUACUCUAUGCCAAUUUACCCCCACGCUGGAUUAGACUUGAUGCAUUUCUUUCUUUGUACUCUUUUCCAACUAUAAAAGUGACGUCCUUCCUUUUUGUAUAUAAGCUAUGAUUUAGGAAAACAGGGUGGAUGUUACAUUUUAUUUUGUAUUGCUGAACAGAUGUGACUAUUUUCAGAUGCAAGACCAUAAAAGAUGUCAGAUUGCACCUUGUGGAAUAACUGCUACUCAAAACUCAUUGUUAGUUGAAGGAUUUGUAGCUGCGUGAGCUGGACGUUGAUUUCACAAUGUUGACAUGCUUUGCUUUGAUUGUUUUAAAAUGUAAAAUGCAUAAGUAUUGCAUGUUCAAAAUCUGCAGUAAGCCACUUUCUACUAUCUGAAAGGAAGCUAUUUGAUUCAUACAUUAUAUACUGUAUACAUAUAUGUGUGUGUAUACAGUUUAUGCAGAAUAUACACUAAAUAUGUAUAAGGUAUAAGUAUGAACAUAUACUCUGUGUUAGAGAUGGAGUGAGUGUAUGUAUGUAUGUAUGUACUGUAAAUGUAUAGUGCUCAGGUAGCAGCAUUUGACCCCACCGUCAAACUUGACUGUUAGUCAUCAGUUAAAGAAAACAAUUUAUAUUUAUAUAGUCACACUGACAGAGACAUGUAUUUUCUUGCUUAAAAAAAAAAAAAAAAACACAGCUAAGAACUAAUGUAUGCAUCAACCCCAUGAAAUGGUGCUGUUGAGAAUUGUACUUGAAUGGUGAAAUGGCCUAAAUUGAUAGUUCUGUUGGGAUAAUCUGUUGCUCUGGCUUUGCUGUUUCACUCUCUUACUUUUAAAAGAUUCCAGUCUCAACAAAUAUUCUUUACUUGAAAAUGAAACUAAUAUAAAAUGGUAUAAGCUAUGGAAAUUGUAAUAUGUGCACAGCUGUCUUCAGUGCCCACAACGUUAAUAAAAUCGAUGUUGCUACA
Messenger RNA from Scophthalmus maximus (turbot), 3269 nucleotides. It is a transcript of the gene tasp1, whose product is annotated as taspase, threonine aspartase, 1. Gene Ontology annotation, molecular function: threonine-type endopeptidase activity. The coding region runs from base 366 to 1682 and encodes 438 amino acids. The record is from RefSeq and is a predicted model, not a curated record. Lineage: Eukaryota; Metazoa; Chordata; Actinopteri; Pleuronectiformes; Scophthalmidae. The transcript is spliced from 15 exons. Gene Ontology annotation, biological process: protein maturation.